Aaosphaeria arxii CBS 175.79 is the source of this 3336-nucleotide messenger RNA. RefSeq lists its product as uncharacterized. The record is from RefSeq and is a predicted model, not a curated record. Gene Ontology annotation, molecular function: protein binding. The annotation marks the transcript as partial. The transcript has a single exon. NCBI's taxonomy places the organism in Eukaryota, Fungi, Ascomycota, Dothideomycetes, Pleosporales.
CUCGUCUUCCCCAUGGCAAUGGCCCAAAUGCCUUACAAUCCGACUCGAAUAUUACAGAAUGGCACGACUCUUUAUGUCUUUCGACCAUCAACUGACUCGUCUGGCCAAUUCGAGCUUGGGUCAAUCGAUACAUCUUCCGAGAUCGCAGCCACCAAAGUGCCCUACACGACUCUGUAUUCAAGUUUACCAUUCCUCGAUGACGACAAGAAGAUAGCAUUCACUCCAUUGCUAGACAACGGUGGGAACAUGACUGUAUAUGCAGGGGACUGUUCCAAGGGCGCAAGCGGCGGACAGCUCUGGAGCUUUGAACCCGCACGCUCGGAACAGAAUGGAAAUGGCAGCUGGCGACAAGAAGAUCUUUCCUUUGACCAGGACGGCAGACAUAUCCCCGCCAUCGGGGCCAACUUCCUCAGUGGCGGCGUCAGUUUCUCCGCCGUCGUGGGCGACGAUGCUAUGGGCACCGGAUCCUACGUGUUUGGCGGCAUGUGCCCCUCCGCUCAGGCCAGCAACGACUGGCAAUCAUCUGCGAAUUAUUCCAAUCUCAUGGUUACCCUGGAGCCUUCUGCCGCGGAUUCUCUAAAGUAUCAACUUAGUACAUCCUCGAGUCGCGGACCGCCUAUCGCAGAGGCUGGUUUUACCCUAACUGGAUUGUCACCUAGUUUCUCUAACAGGAGCGACGGCACGCAGACCCAGCAACAAAACUUUGUGCUCGUAGGCGGUCAUACAAGUACUGCCUUUAUAAACAUGUCCCAGGUAGCUCUAUUCUCCCUGCCGCAACAGAGUUGGACGUUUGUGGGCGUCGAGCAACCAGAUUCGGGGAACUCUGAUUUACGUACCCGUGACCAGGAAGUCGAAGUCGAACCUCGCUCUGGACACAGCAUGGUUCUUACCCCUGAUGGUCAGCAUCUCAUCAUGUUCGGAGGCUGGAUCGGAGAUACCAAAACUGCAGCCGAACCUACGUUGGCUGUCCUCAAUAUAGGAGAAGGUUACGGAGGCCAGGGUUCUUGGAAGUGGACAGUACCGCAGCUUUCAGGAACUGGUCUCGCCAGUAAUACCGGUAUAUAUGGCCAUGGAGCAGCGAUGCUUCCAGGAGGUGUGAUGAUGGUCAUGGGAGGUUAUUCAAUUCCUAGUCCGAACGCCCGCCGACGCAGGGCUACACAGUCGUCUAACUCUCAGACCCUCUUCUUUAACACAACAUCUAACACCUGGAUCACUAAUUAUGUACCUCCACGAGAGAUCACGCCAUCAGCAUCCCAAUCGAAUGGGCCCCUCUCCACAACGUCACAAAAGGCCGGCCUCGGUGUUGGCUUAGGUGUAGGACUGGCUGCUGUCUUAAGCUUGCUCAUUUUCUACCUAUGGUACACUCGACGGACGAAGAAGCAUCGACAAGCUCGAGAAAAACAAUUACAGGAACUAGCAAUGAGCACUCAUCGCUACAAUCUGGACUGCUUGUCUCCUGGUAUCGAUGGCCGCGGCGGGCACGCAGAUGCUGUAGACUACCUCGAUGAGCCGAACGACUCGUACUUCUAUCCCUCCACAGGCUCGCGUAACCAAGGCUGGAGAAGUUCCAAUGGCCACGAAGCGGAGCGUACCGGACUUCUAGUUGAAAUCCCAAGUCCAACCCGAGGGCUACGCAGGAGUUUGGGUGGACGAUCAGGUUAUCACAUGUCUCGCUAUGACGAGAGACGAGUCAAGGCAUCCGGCGAUAUUCACCCCAUCGACGAGCUCGAAGAGGACCAAGAACAUGAGAACACACCACUAACUGUCUCCAAUGAGAUGACAGAGCGGCCGAAGAACACCUCUAUAUUCGACAAUGCGCCAGUGCUGGACCCAUUUACGGAUAGUUCCCGUGGAAUAGGUAGAAGUAAUCAGCGGUUUGCGCCAUACUCUGCGCCAACAUCACCCGCGCGAGAGACACCACCAGAGAAUGGGCAUCUUCUGAGCGACUGGCAGCUUGCCAUGGGGGCCUUGCUUGGUCGGCGACCGAGUCCAUCAGGAGGUAGACUCUCACCAGAUCGCUCUGAUCGAACACGUUCGGAUCUGAGUGACCGUAGUUUGCAUUCAGACUUAUCAUCCACAUCGGCCGGUGGCAGCAUCGGUCGCAGUGUCUCUAUGCGCUCCACUGCCAUGGCGAACAAGGCUAAUCAGAGCAACCCUUUCACCACUCCGAACGCCAGUCCCACCAGCAGCAAACCCAACAGCAACCAUGAACAAGGCUGGGAAAGUCCUACCCAUCCUCGCACCCAAUCUCUCACAAGUGUUCGAAGCUACGUUCGGCCACCUAUCGAAGAUAGAGAGUCGUUCGCAACCGCUCGCACUUCGUUCAUGCAAUUACAGGCCGAAGGUGAAGUUUUGCUGGGAGGGAAUCCCGACCGAGGAAGGCCAGGAACAUCAUCCACCUCGAACGCGUCGACAUCACAUACUCAGCCCACUGCUGAUAGCACGUUGAGCCGCACAGGAACGAUCACAGCGGCCACCUCACUCGCUGAUGGCCUCACAAGACCUCGAAGAAAGAGCUGGCUAGGAAGCGUACGACGAGCACUAUCUCGCUCUGGUACAACUGCAAAUGCCCGGACUCGAUCUCUCACAAAUUCAACGCCUCAGCUAGAGAUAUACACAGACGAUCCUGUAUCUGCAGGAGCCGAGAACACCAAGCGCAUGACGUUCCCUACAGCUGCAUCCCCACCGAGACGUGCAGCGAGUGAUGCUAGUUUCUGGCGUAGCAGACGCGGGCAGCAAGACUGGCUUGACGAGGAGCUUGACCCCAACGACCCUCAGGCUCGCUGGCGACGCAACAGUGGAGACGACUGGGGUGCUCCAGAAGACGUUGCCCACACCGAAAGGGAACGUCGAAGACGGGAAUGGCGAGAACGUGGAAACCUCAUCAGCCUUGGCGAUGAAGAACUUCCCACUCCUCGUACCCCUAUCCGAUCUGAUGACUUGGGCUCAGUGGCCGACCCGCAUAGACCAAGCACACCCGCAGACGAGGACGACUGGGACGUCGAAGCCGCAGUCGAGCGCAGAGUAGUCCAAGUGAUGUUCACCGUGCCCAAAUCCAAACUCCGCGUCGUCAACGCAGACAUCGACAGGAGCAGCCUCAUGUCGCUACCCCGCGAGAACUCCGACGAGAACAUCCAGAAAACCGAAUCCAACUCGAACAGCCCCGGCCGGGUCCGCGACCUCGCCGGACGCUUCGAACAACUCGGCUCGCCCAACAGCCCACGACUCGCGCCACGACCGAGCCCCAGCCCCUCGAUCAAGAGCGUCAAGCUGAGAGCGCAAGGCAGCUCGCCGUCCCUCGCUCCCAAGCAUAGCUCCGCGAGCCUCGGAGCAAAC